Molecule: messenger RNA, 978 nt
Organism: Xiphophorus maculatus (southern platyfish)
Lineage: Eukaryota; Metazoa; Chordata; Actinopteri; Cyprinodontiformes; Poeciliidae
Product: prothymosin alpha-B-like
Exons: 7
Coding region: 68-544 (158 amino acids)
Source: RefSeq, a predicted model, not a curated record
AACUGAUCCCACCUCUGAUGAAACGACUGAUUCUAAAGAUGAGGAGGAACUGAGUGACGACGCUGAAAUGACUGACGGUGACACUCCAGUUGACGACGACAAGAAGGAAUCAGAUGAAGUCACUGACAAAGAUCUGGGCACUGACAGCUUAACUCAUGAAGAUGAGGAGGAGGCUACAGAUGUCGCAUCAAAUGAGGAAGAUCCACUGAAUGACGACGGCGACGAGAAAGAGGCGACAGAGGAGGAGACGGAUGGAGACGAGGGUGCGACCUCAGAAAGCGACGGCAAGGAUGAAGAUCAAACCGACAGCGAAGUUCCGAGCGAUGAAGAAACUGAUACGAACCAAACCGACAGCAAGGCGGAGAAAGACGAAGACGAGCCAGACAAGCUGGGCGAAGAAGAGACGCUUGCAGACGACUCACAGACUAAGGAGCCGGACGACCUGGCUCCAAACACGCCCGACUCCACUGAAGCACAAACUUCUGACAUGGACCUACUUGAUGACUCCACUCCCGCAGCUGGGAACCAGACGCCCAGUCUCUGAACCAUGGAAGCUCUCUGAUGCCAGAACGGCGCUCCGGUGUCUCCAUGGUGAUUUACUGCUGCCAUGACAACAACAAACUAACCUGCAACUAAACUCAACUGUCUCUUUGUUUUGUGUCUUUUUGAUUUGAGGCUGCUUUUGUUUUUCAUAAAGAGAUAUUAGAAAAUAUCUUCUUUCCACUCUUUCUCCUCCUUGUUCUUCUCUGGGGUCUCUUUUAAUUUUAGCUCAUUUUCUCGCCUGUCUGCAGAAAAUAUUAUCCCAGCUGCUGAUCUUAGAUCUGCUCUGUGGGUCUGAUUUCACACAUUAAUGUGUACAUACAGUCCACUUUACCGUUUACUUUACAAACAUUAAUGAUUAUUUUUACAAGAAAUUGAUGAAUGUCAAGUUCUUCACUGUACACAGAAAUUGGCUAAUAAAGUGUGAACUGUCAGAAA